CGCGCGUUACGCUUCGCACGCGCCUCACGCGCGCCUCCGUCGCCUCCGAGGAGGUACCCAGCGCCCUCGCGCUCCGGGACGACACCGCGCGUCGCUCGACGUGAACGGUCUUUUUCGUCCACCCGAGGCACCGCGUGAUCUCGCCCCCGCGAGAUCCGCCCCUCGGGUCCGUCCGUCCGCACGACGCGCGGCUCGGGGACACCCGCGACCGCCGCUUCCGCUCCUCGCGUCGAGGAGACACCAGAAAAGAACGCCAACGGACGGCGCGCUCUGAUCUCGACGUGAACGAUGGCGACCGAGGGGGGAAAGAACGUGCGCUACGUCGUCUUCGCGCGACUGAGCGACGGCCUCGCGCUCGCACAUUUCAAAAAACACGCCAACGCGGCGACGAUCGAGACCGCGAACAAGGUGCUCACGAGCGGGAACCUGAAAGCCAAGUCCCAGCUCACGGUCACGAUCGACCACAACAUCGGGACGCUGCAUCUCGCGGCGGGCGAGGACGACGUCAUCGCGGUCAUCACCGCGCCGAACUACCCGCGUCGAAGCGCGUUUCGACUGUUGGACGAGAUUCGAUCGCAGGUUGACGACGUCGUCCCGGCGGGGGGCGUCGCCGGGGCGCAGCGCGCGAUGGAGUACCAGAGCGCGCUGCCGUUCGUCCGCGACGCGGCGUUGAAGUACGAGGAGCUCGCGGAGGUUGACAAGAUCACCGCGGUGGGGAACCAGGUGAACGAGGUGAAGGCGGUGAUGGAAGGGAACAUCAACAAGAUGCUCGACAACGCGGAAACCGUGGGCGCGGUGGAGGACAAGGCGGAGGGUCUGCGCGCCGGCGCGCAGCAGUUCAACCGCCGCAGCGAGCAGAUCAAGAAGAUGAUGUGGUGGAGGCUCGCGAAGCUGAAGAUGAUCUUCGCGCUGUUGGUCAUCGCGGUGUUGGGGUACAUAUUCGCGCCCAUCAUCGCCGCGGAGAUGGAGUCCGAAGACGACGACUCGUCGUCGUCGUCCAGCGGGGAUUCUUCGUCCCGCCGGCGGUUGCUGUCGGUCGUCGCGAAGGCUCUUCUGAGUCCGUCGGCGCGAUAGACGUGGACGAGAGAGAGGAGCGCGCGCAUCGCAUCGCUUCGUUUUAAUUGAUGAAGAAUAACGUUU
This is a messenger RNA of Micromonas pusilla CCMP1545, 1140 nucleotides long. RefSeq lists its product as uncharacterized. Gene Ontology annotation, biological process: vesicle-mediated transport. Lineage: Eukaryota; Viridiplantae; Chlorophyta; Mamiellophyceae; Mamiellales; Mamiellaceae. The record is from RefSeq and is a predicted model, not a curated record. The transcript has a single exon. Bases 289 to 1074 code for a protein of 261 amino acids. Gene Ontology annotation, cellular component: membrane.